This is a messenger RNA of Exaiptasia diaphana, 2276 nucleotides long. RefSeq names its product SCO-spondin. NCBI's taxonomy places the organism in Eukaryota, Metazoa, Cnidaria, Anthozoa, Actiniaria, Aiptasiidae. The transcript has 12 exons. Gene Ontology annotation, molecular function: protein binding. The record is from RefSeq and is a predicted model, not a curated record. Bases 84 to 2129 code for a protein of 681 amino acids.
CGAAAAGAACAACACCUAAAACAAUAACAACCCAAACAAAGCCAUCAACAGAAACUACAACAGUAGUGCCUUCACAGAAAACAAUGGUCACAACAAAACAAACACCGACAWUGACGUUACAAACAUCAUCRUCCACYRCAAAGACUCCAAAAUCAACAAAACAAUCUCCUUUGACAACAAAGACACAACACCCGAUCACAACAACGACCUAUCGACAAUCUACGACAGAAGCAAAAUUAUCAACGACCACAAAAAUACCAGAUAAAUCUACCACAUUGAAAACUCAAGCGACACAAACAGAAACUACGCCGACUACAGAAUACUCAGUCUCGUCGGUGGGAAAGACAAYAACGCCGUCUCCAACYAAGAAAAAGCCAACAACAACGCAAGGAAUAAGCUAUCCAAAUUGUCCACAAAGCUGUCGAUGUAUCGUCAAUUGUGAUGGUAAAGUAACAUGUCCAGGAAGGCCUUGUCCUGGUAGCUGUCAAUGCAUGGUCAAUACCUACAAGAUCAACGACUACUGUGUGAUGCCAAUGCCUGAUCCCUGUCUACCGCCAUGUGUACAUAAGGGCUCGAAAUACAGGGUGAAAUCAAAAGUGAGCCAGAGCCGUUGUCAGAAAUGUUUCUGUCUCCACACUCCAUAUACGUUCUCUGAAGUCUCUGUUCAGUGUUUCAAAGUCUGCAGUACAACGUGUCCAAAGGGACAACGCAAGUUGUACAUAGUACAUCCAAGAAAAUGUUGUAAAUGUGUUUCCAUCAUUGAUGUGAUCGAACCUACAACGAAAGAUAAUCAAAGAACAACUGCUACUACCGCUAUCCCGAGGACGACACAGCCAGAUUACCAAAACACGCAACCAGCAACGGAAAGUACAACAGUUAAGCAUGUCACGACAUCCAACGCUGCAGUUAUCUCAAGCCCUAGUACCAUUGGAAGACAACCAACAACAUUGGAGACUUCCAUGAGUCCAAGCAACACCACUGUACAACCAACUACAAUAGAUUGUAACUGGAAUAAUUGUUCGUGUACACCUACCUGUGACGAGCUGGCCAGGAAGAGGUCUCCUACCGCCAUCCCCUGCAGUAUAAACACUUGUCGACCCGGCUGUAAUUGUCCUCAGGGGUAUGCGUCUUUCAAUGGAAGCUGUGUGAUACCUUCAAAGGGAUGCCCAUGCUUUUUUAAUGGGACUUUUUAUAAGUCAGGAGAAUCGUUUGACAAUGGUUCUUGCUCAAAGUGCUUGUGUUUUAAAGAUAAACUUCUGUGCGUACAGACAUGUAACAUCAAUGCCUGUCCAACGGGAAGCGAACUAAUAGACCUUCCAGGGCAGUGCUGCUUUUGCAGAAACAAAACUGUUUGUCCUGCAAACUUGGAAUACUCUCAAUGUGCUUGUAACAAGACUUGUACUGACCAAACCAAGCGAUGUACKAGUUGUGUGUCUGGAUGUCAGUGUCCUAGUGGUUCRUACGACAAUGGAUWUACGUGUGUUCCAUUGAAUCAAUGUCAUUGUCUUCACAACACCACAAUCAAAAAGAGCAAUGAAACUUGGACCGAAGGCCAGUGUACUCUUUGCAAGUGUCUUCGUGGUUCUGCCAAGUGUGGCAAGCUCUGCAAUAUAUACGUUUGCCCACAGGGAGAGCAGUUAGUGCAGCCUGUUGAUGACUGCUGCUACUGUCAAUCACAAGCUCGAACGUCCAAACCUACAAUACAGCGAGCAUCAAGACAAAGUACUGGGAUUUCUACCACAGAAACCUCUACCAAUGCACCUCAUCCUACCAAAACAAAUAACAUGACAGGCAGCAAGCUGACUUGCAAUGUGAAGAUUACGUUGACUUCGUUCAAGGACCAAGAUGACUGUACAAGCAUCCAGCCUCUACGACAAACGUCCUGUGAGGGGAGGUGUUCGUCAAGUAUCGUCGCUAACAUCACAAAUGCUCACCUAGAGGUCUCGUGCAAGUGUUGCAAGCCAAGAGAGUUGAACAGCACKAGUAGUUUGCUGCGAUGUCGUGAUGGAACYAUGAAAAGACUUGAAUAUGUUKUGAUUACUAGUUGUGMUUGUKUYGAGUGCGGAUAUCAGGGAUAUGAAACUAAACUGGCUGAUAUUAGGAAAAAUAUUGCUAAGCAAAACUCGUAGAGUUAUUCAACCCGAAGAGUUAGUAGAGUUAUUCAACUCGAAGAGGUCGUAGAGUUAUUCAACUCGAUUACAGACAAUGCAUGAAACCAAAUCCAAAACUGAGUGGAUUAAUUCAGCUAAAAAUAAUAAAGUGAGAUGAAUACAUAA